Messenger RNA from Electrophorus electricus (electric eel), 2858 nucleotides. RefSeq names its product patched domain containing 3a (gene ptchd3a). The record is from RefSeq and is a predicted model, not a curated record. NCBI's taxonomy places the organism in Eukaryota, Metazoa, Chordata, Actinopteri, Gymnotiformes, Gymnotidae. Gene Ontology annotation, cellular component: membrane.
AUGGCUAGAUGCAGAACCAGCUGCUUAGAAAAACCACUGUGCUUGGGCUUUAGACGCCUCGGAGGUUUUAUUGGUAGAUACCCGUGUUGGUUUUUGUUUUUACCUUUAUUCCUAGCAGGUGGACUGGGAUCGGGUUUCAUUUUUCUUCGAGAGAGGGAGGCAAAUGGCAUUGAGGACCAGUUUACGCCUGUAAACGGUCCCGCUAAACUUGAGAGGGCUUUUAUACAAGAACACUUCACAAACGAUAGUGAUUUUUCCCAGCUUAGGCUUACAUCGGAGGGAACGUACGCCUCGGUAAUUAUUACUGGUUUGCAGCAGAAAAAUAUACUAACAGUAGACGCGUUUACCGAAAUACUUGACUUGGACAACGAAGUUAAAAAUGUUAAUACAGGGGACACUUUUGUGAGCCUUUGUGCUCAAACUGCUGGGAAGUGCAUGUCAAAUGCAGUUUUAGAUUUUAUAAACUUCACUGCGAGUAAAAUUCAAAGUACCAAAAUUAAGUAUCCAGUGUAUGAAGACAUUUUCAUAGGAUCUUCGAUUGGAGGUGUGGAGCUGAAAGCAGGAAGCUCGGAGAUAAUCAGCGCAGAAGCGAUUAGACUUUUUUAUUUCUUAAAAGAGGACGAUGAAAGUAAAAAUGUUCUUUGGCUGAAGGCUUUCAUUAAAACCAUGUCCACCUACAAAGAACCAAAAACGGUGUCUCUGUCUUAUUUCACUUCAUUAUCAAGAGAGGAAGAGUUUGAAAGCAGUUCAGCGUCUGUGAUUCCUUUCUUCUCCAUCACUUAUUGUUUGUCCAUUAAUAUUGCAAUAAUAUCUUGUUUGAGGUUGGACUGUGUGAGGAACAAGGUAUGGGUUGCGUCAUGUGGGGUUCUUUCAGCUGGCUUGGCUGUGCUGUCCAGUUUUGGGUUGCUGCUCUUCUGUGGAAUACAGUUUCCUAUGACAGUGGCUACAGCUCCUUUUUUAAUUUUGGGGAUUGGGGUUGAUGACAUGUUCAUUAUGAUUUCCUGCUGGCAGAAAACAAAAGUUAUGGAUAAAGUUGAAGAUCGUUUGGCGGAAACAUAUGAAGAAGCAGCCGUAUCAAUCACUAUCACCACAAUAACUGAUGUUCUAGCUUUCUACAUUGGUCUUAUGACUCCAUUCCGCUCAGUGCAGUCUUUCUGUUUGUACACUGGUACAGCUGUGCUCUUUUGCUACAUCUACAACAUCACAUUUUUUGGUGCCUUUCUAGCCUUAAAUGGAAGAAGGGAACAAAGCAAUAGACACUGGCUGACCUGCAUGGUAGUUUCUAAAAAAAAGGACUGUCCUGAUGGUAAUAUUUGCUGUGUGGGAGGGGAGUAUGAUGAUUUGACUGGUACUGAAACAGAAAUGCUACUUAAUUUGUUUUUUAAGAAAUACUAUGGGCCUUUUUUGACUAAUUCUUGGACUAAAGUGUUUGUGAUUUUUCUCUACGGUGGGUAUUUAGCUGCUAGCAUCUAUGGGUGCGUCCAAAUGCAAGAGGGAAUUGAACUAAAACAUUUAGCUGUAGAUGACUCCUAUGUGGUUAAAUACUAUGAUAAAGAAAAGUACUUUAAAGAGUAUGGUCCCAGUGUUAUGAUAGUUAUCAGGGAUGAGAAAUUUCAGUAUUGGAAUUCUUCUGCACGAGCAAGCCUUGAUUUUUGUCUUCAGGAAUUUAACAAACUGACCAUGACCUCAAAACAUUUACUCAUAUCUUGGCUUCAUUCCUACUUACAACAAACAUCUUUAGAUUUAAAUGAUGAAAACAUAUUUAAAAAUAAGCUGGUAAUAUUUCUAAGAGCUUCAGGAUUCAGUCAAGACGUCAACUUUACUAAUAACCAAAUCAUUGCCUCCCGCAUGUUUAUUCAGACAGUAAACAUUAGUACAGCAGCUGAUGAAAAGAAUAUGCUGAAUGCUUUUAGAGAAACUGCUGAAAAAUGUGUUAAGUCAAAAGAAGCAGUAGACAUAUUAGUUUACCACCAUGCCUUUAUCUAUUUUGAUCAGUAUUCUGUCAUAGUAAGCAAUACUAUCCAAAACAUAAUAGUUGCUACUCUGGCUAUGUUCUUUGUUUCCCUGCUAUUGAUACCAAACCCUAUCUGCUCAAUAUGGGUAACUUUUGCUAUUGUGUCUGUCAUUGUGGGUGUGGCUGGUUUUAUGGCAUUAUGGGAUGUCAAUCUAGACUCAAUAUCUAUGAUCAAUUUAGUCAUUUGCAUUGGUUUUUCUGUUGAUUUCUCUGCACACAUAUCCUAUGCUUUUGUUUCAAGUAAGGAACAGACAGCAAAUAAGAAGGCUAUAGAUGCCCUCUAUAACCUUGGCUAUCCAAUGAUACAGGCAGCACUGUCCACUGUUGCAGGGAUAGUGGUGCUAUCAGCUGCUCAAAGCUAUAUAUUUAGGACUUUCUUUAAAAUCAUGUUUUUGGUCAUCCUUUUUGGGUCAAUUCAUGGCAUAAUGAUCUUACCUGUGUUUCUGUCUUUAUUUGGAGCAUGUGGGAAUGCACACACUUCAAUCAUACCUAAAACCCCUCAAAAUCAUAAAGUUACAGGGUCCAACAUUAAGAAUCAUUCUUAUACUUACUCCAAUUCGGAUUUUACCCACCAGAUGGAGGUUAAAAAUAAAGCAUAUACACAUGAUAUAUCAAGCGAUCAGCAUAUAUACAGAACAAAUGAAAACAUUUUGCCCAAUGGUAACAAACUACCAGCAAUUAAGAAUCAUGCAACUGGCCCCAUCUAUUCAAUAUCAGGCAUGAGCUUGGAUCCUGACUGUCCUUAAAUUAUUCAUAGUGAAUUCAAAAUGAAGACAUGAAGGUCUAUUACAAACUCAAAUUUAUUCAUAAAAAUAUACAUUAAUGAUUUUUUUUUUGUUAGCUG